This is a messenger RNA of Phragmites australis (common reed), 3564 nucleotides long. RefSeq names its product protein NLP1-like. Gene Ontology annotation, molecular function: protein binding; DNA-binding transcription factor activity. NCBI's taxonomy places the organism in Eukaryota, Viridiplantae, Streptophyta, Magnoliopsida, Poales, Poaceae. The record is from RefSeq and is a predicted model, not a curated record.
ACUUUACUACCUCUCUAUCAAUCUCUUCCUUUGCUCCCUUUCUGCUGAAAAAGAUGUGUUCUCUCCUGGUACCCUUAUGGUUUCCUUGAGCUACUACCCAAUGGUUUCCUUGCCCAAGAUGUGCAUGGACAUGGAGCUGUGCUUCUUGAUCCCGAGCAGGAGUGGAGAAGUGUUGUGACUUGCGUGCUCAAGCGUGCUCUUGUUAUCGUUUUCCAAAGACUAUAUUUUCCAGGGCUGUGAUCGUUGUUACUGAUGCAGUGCAGUGGUGAUGAACCAUGAUCAGAUUCUGAAGGGAGCUUUACCUGCAUGGAAGGGGGAGACCCCCAGCUGCCCAGCGUCUCCCUGGCACGCACCCCCUCCGAAGGCGCGGCGGCCGUCGACUUGGACCUCCUCGAGCAGCUGCUGUCCGGUGACAACGCCUGGCUCGACGUGGCGUCACGCUCGCCGAACUCGCUGGCUUCUCCUCCACCAACCUUCUUCGCGGCUGAUGCAACAACAGCCACCACCGCGACGCCGGCCGCGAGCACCUGGUGGAUUCAAACGGGCGGCGCGAGCCCCUACUCCGUCCGGGAGCGGUUCAGCCAGGCGCUGUCCUACAUCAGCGAGACGCAGAGAGAAGGCGACGUCCUCGUGCAGCUGUGGGUGCCGGUCAAGGGCGACGACGGGAAGCUGGUGCUGACGACGAGCGAGCAGCCGUUCACGCUCGACCACCGCUCCGACAGCCUCAUCCGGUUCAGGGAGGUGUCCACCACGUUCCAGUUCUCGGCCGACGUCGCGCCGUCGGGGACCUCGCCGGGGCUGCCGGGGAGGGUGUUCAUCGGCAGGCUCCCGGAGUGGUCGCCGGACGUCCGGUACUUCACCAGCUACGAGUACCCCAGGGUCAGCCAUGCACAGUACCUCGACGUCCACGGCACCAUGGGUUUGCCGGUGUUCGAGAAGGGGAGCUAUUCCUGCUUGGGCGUCAUCGAGCUGAUCAUGACCAGGCAGAAGCUCAACUUCACCUCUGAGCUCAACACCAUCUGCAGUGCUCUCCAGGCAGUUAAUCUGAGAAGCACAGAAGUUUCAAGCAUUCCACGCAUAAAGUUCAGCAGUGCUUCCUACAAAGAUGCUCUACCAGAGAUAUUGGAAGUCCUGAGAGCAGCCUGCCUCUCCCACAAGCUGCCAUUAGCUCAGACCUGGGUAACAUGUGCUCAACAAGGGAAACGGGGCAGCCGACACUCCGACGAGAACUACCGGUACUGCAUCUCCACCAUUGAUGAAGCAUGCUUUGUGAAUGAAGCCAAGAUGCAGGGCUUCCAUGAGGCCUGCUCCGAGCACCACCUGCUGCGCGGGCAGGGGGUGGCAGGGAAGGCCUUCAUCACAAAUCAGCCAUGCUUCCUGCCGGACAUUGGAUCCUCAACUAAAUUGGACUACCCAUUGUCUCACCAUGCUAAGAUCUUCAACUUAAAAGGUGCAGUGGCGAUCCGGUUGCGGUGCACGCGCACUGGGACAGCAGACUUUGUGCUGGAAUUCUUUCUGCCAACAGAAUGUGAAGCACUGGAGGAGCAGAAAGCAGUGCUGGACUCCUUGUCAGGCACCAUGCGAAGUGUUUGCCAAACUCUACGUGUGGUCACCGACAAGGAGAUGGAAGACGAGGCGAUGCUGGAAAUGAACGAGCUGAACUCGUUUACUCCUCAGGGGAAGAACAAAAUUGAGUUGUCCUUGGGAGACAACUCAACAGAUCAUAGAGGGGAGGCAUCUUGGACAAGUCUAGCAGAAACUUCACAACAAGAAUCAGAGUUAGCUGCAUUGCGAAUGCAUGGAAUGUUAUCACCUGGAGGGCAGGGUCCAUCUCUAGCUGGUGUUCAGACAACUGCAGAAGGCAGCAAAACAAAAAGGCGUACAAAGGCGGAGAAGACCGUGAGCUUGCAGGUUCUUCGACAGUACUUCGCUGGUAGCCUGAAGGAUGCAGCAAGGAGCCUUGGAGUGUGCCCUACAACCCUCAAAAGAAUAUGCAGGCAGCAUGGUAUAACCCGCUGGCCAUCACGAAAGAUCAAGAAGGUAGACCACUCUCUAAGAAAGCUUCAACAAAUCAUUGAUUCAGUUCAUGGAGCAGAGACACCUUUUCAGCUCAACACCCUGUACAAGGAUCUCACAAACACCUCCAUGUCAUCUGACAACAAUUUGUCAGGAAGUGUCACGGUCCCUCCAACUAAUCAAAGCAAUCUUAGCGACUUUGACAAGCACCAACACAAGUCAAGAACCAAUGUGCCAUCAACUUCACACACACACUCUUCAUGCAGCCACAAUUCUGAUUCAAGCCCCUCCUGCAGUGGUGGAGCGACAAAGACAAAACAUGCGCCACAUACUGUAAUUGAUCUGAUGGCGUCAGGAAAUCCUGUAAAACACAGCCCUAUUCAGACUCUGCAAACAGAAAACACUUCAUUAUAUGAGCAUUUCUCAGUUCAUGAGGCACCGAUAGAUCUUCUACAGGAUGUUACUGGAAAGGCUAAUGGUGGACAGCACUCUUCUCGAAGCCCAUCAUCCCCCAGGCAGAAUGCAGAUGCAAAUAUGAGAGUAAAGGCCACAUUUGGCUCAGAAAAGGUGAGAUUCAGAUUGAAGUCCGAGUGCGACUUUCAUGAACUGAUGCAUGAGAUAGCAAAACGUUUGAGUAUAUUAGACACAAGUUCGUUGGUUUUAAAGUACUUGGAUGAUGAUUCAGAGUGGGUUUUAAUGACAUGUGAUGCAGAUUUACAAGAGUGCCUUCAUGUAUACAAACUAGCAGAUAUGGAAACAAUCAAAAUUUCAGUUCAUCUAGCUGCUAGUCCAGCUACAAGGGUCACUACUGGUCACAAUGGGCUUUCAUGAAGACAGUAUGAGCCUCACCACUUUAUGGGAUUUGAUCAGAAAUCUACCAGCUACAGGGAGGCGGGGAAACUGAAAGUCCACGUUUGCAGCAUGUGCUUGGUACCACCUGGACCCUGUCCUGCUGUUAGAUGGAUUAGUCUUCAAUCUGUUGCUCAGGUUGGAAACUGAUGAUCAAAUUAGAGUACUUGACUAUGGGAAAGUCAAUUCUAGGAAUUAGGAUAAACCGAAGAAAGUAAGAAUUGCUUGUAAAUACUCUCACCGAUGCACGUGAAACUCUGAAAGAAAAUGCAGUUGAUUGGGUUGAUAGGGUGAAGUAUGUAUAAAUCAAGUUCGCUAUAACUCUCCAAGUAUAUUUUGAUUCUUGGGAUACCGAUACGAAUAACCCUAAUUGCUGCUUUCAGAUUAUUGAUCAUCUACAGCCAUCCCUUAAGAGGACAUUAAAGCAUUCCUUCCUCGCUUCAGUAACCAGCAUGCUCUCCUGUUCAAUGGACAUGAAGCUCUGCUCCUGAAAAAUGAAAAUGCAAUUUUCUGCAGCAAUUAUUCAGGAUUAGUUCUAGAAAUUGGAGGAUAGGAUACUUAUUUUGUUCAAUUUGUUUGUCCUUCUAGAAAAAAAAAAUGUACGGUACACUCAUACCACAUGAUGGGCCUCUUUGGAAAGAAUGUCUGCUGCUGUAGACACUACAGAUUGUUUUUCCUUAAUAAGCUUUUACUUUCUGA